GUAUCGUGCUCUGGCCUAAAGAGAAAGAAGCCUUCGAAGCUUGCCUACUUUGAAUCGUCAGACAAAUUUGACAAGCUCUUCAAAUGCAAGACUGAUAGGCAUAUAAAAUCCCAAAAUAGUGUGAAAAUUGGACAGCCUGUGGGCGUUGAUGUGUGUGAUGGUGCAAACACCUACAUUGAUGAUGACUUGAUUGAGGUGAAAGAUGAACCAAUAAAGAUGGAAGAUUGUGUGGAUAGUGGUGACUAUGAUAAGAUAUGCAAUGAUAGUGAGGACAGGAAAGAUGUAGUGACUAACUUGCAUUGCCUUGACGAUCCCUCAACAGAUAUUUCCAGGGAAACGACCAAUUACAGCCAGGACAUUGAUGUGAGUGAUGACUCAGGCAGCUUCAUUGGGUUCAAAGAUGAACCAAUAGAGAUGGAAGAUCGCGUGGAUGACAGUGAUGAUAAUAUGCAUAAUGAUGGCAGUAAUGAAAAAAUCGUUCCUAACUUGCUGCCCGUUGAUGCCAAAGCAACAGGCAUGCCUGGGGAAACUACCAAUUACAGCCAGUUAAACACAGACAUGUUUUGUGAAUCAAAGGCUCGAAGACAUAGGGAUUAUAUCGUGCCAGAGAUAUGUAAUGAAAGUGACCCUAAUGAGGAAGUAGAUUCUGGGGAUGAAUAUGAACCACAGUCACACUCUUCAUCUUCCAGUGAAGAGGAACAUGAAGAAUUGCCUAAGAAAAGUCAGCGAGUUAGUGUAAAACAAAGAAAUAUACGAAAACAAGUACAAGAGCAAGAACUUGUAGCAAAGUACGAAAGUGCCGUAUGUGUGGCCGAUCUCGCCAGGAUGUACGGGACAUCUGCAUCAGUGAUCAGUUCCAUCCUAGCGAAGAGAAAAGAAAUCAAGGAAGCUGAUGUUGCGAAAGGGGUAAAUGUGCUAAUGAAACAGAGAACGCAAAAAAUCGAACAUUUUGAGAUGAUGUUGUGGGUGUGGAUUGACAAAAAGCAGUUAGCGGGAGAUAGUGUUUCGGAGGCGAUAAUUUGCGAGAAGGCAAAGCAAUUGCAUGCAAAUCUCGUAAGGAAAAUGCCUGGAACGAGUGCUGCGGUUAGUGAAUUUAAGGCCAACAGAGACUGGUUCGACAAAUUCAAGAAGCGAACUGGCAUACACUAUGUGGUAAGGCAUGGCAAGGUUGCAAGUUUGGACAAACAUGGGGCCGAAGAAUUUGUUGAUGAAUUCAAGGAGUACGUAAAGGCUAAAGGAUUCCUCCCCAACCAAGUCUUCAAUUGUGACGAAACAGGCCUCUUUUGGAAGAAAAUGCCAAAGAGGACCUACAUCACACAGGAAGAAAAGGCACUGCCAGGACACAAGCCUAUGAAGGAUAGACUAACACUUUUGUUUUGUGGUAAUGCUAGUGGGGAUUUCAAAGUGAAGCCUUUACUGGUGUAUCACUCUGAAAAUCCCCGAGUGUUUAAGAAAAACAAUAUCAUCAGGAGUAGACUGAGUGUGAUGUGGAAGGCUAACAAUAGGGCAUGGGUCACGAGGCAAAUUUUCAUUGAAUGGGUCAAUGAAAUGUUUGGCCCGAGUGUGAAGAAAUACCUCCUUAAGAAUCAGUUGCCACUGAAGUGCCUUCUGGUAAUGGACAGUGCUCCUGCUCAUCCUCCAGGCUUGGAAGAUCAUUUGUUGGAGGAGUUUAGUUUCAUUACAGUGAAGUUCUUGCCCCCUAAUACCACUUCUCUCAUCCAGCCCAUGGACCAGCAGGUCAUUUCAAACUUCAAAAAACUUUACACGAAAGCACUAUUUCAAAGGUGCUCUGAUGUGACCUUCGACACUGGAAUGACCCUAAGAGAGUUCUGGAGGAAUCACUUCAAUAUCCUCAAUUGCAUAAGCCUUAUAGAUAAGGCUUGGCAGGGAGUGACUUCCAGGACGAUGAACUCUGCUUGGAGAAAAUUGUGGCCAGAAUGUGUCCUCAAGAAGGUUUUUGGAGGGUUUGAAGCUGACGCAGACGACCCUACGCCUGUUGUGGAAUCAAUUGUAUCUUUGGGAGAGUCCAUGGGGUUGGAUGUGAAUGGCCAGGAUGUGGAAGAGUUGGUGGACGACCACAGGGAAGAGCUAUCCACUGAUGAGCUCCAAGACCUUCAACUGGAACUGCAACAGGCCAUAACUGAGGAAAUUGCUUCAGAGGAGAACGAGAGAGGAGCAGAUUGUGCCUUCUUCAGUGAUUAAGGAAAUGUGUGCAAAGUGGAAUAAAGUGUAAAGUUUUGUGGAGAAACAUCACCCUGGCAAAGCUGUGGCAGGCUGUGCCUGCAACAUGUUCAGCAACACUGCUGUGUCCCAUUUUAGGCAAACCUUGAAGAGAUGUCAGAAACAGACCUCGCUGGACAGAUUUUUUGUACGACAGGGAUCCAGUGACUCUCAAGCUGGUCCUAGUGCCAGUAAAAGGCAAAGAAGGGAAGUAACCCCAAAUAGGGCCUAGAUUACCUGGAGGUUAUUCCGGGGAUCAACGCCCCCAUGGCCCGGUCCAUGACCAGGCCUCCCGGUGGAUCAGGGCCUGAUCAACCAGGCUGUUACUGCUAGCCGCACGCAGUCUAAUGUACGAGCCACAGCCCGGCUGAUCCGGCACUGACUUUAGGUAUCUGUCCAGCUCUCUCUUGAAGGCAGCCAGGGGUUUAUCGGUAAUUCCCCUAAUGCUUGAUGGGAGGCUGUUGAACAGUCUUGGGCCCCAGACACUUAUGGUGUUUUCUCUUAGUGUACCAAUGGUGCCCCUACUUUUAAUUGUGGGUAUUUUGCAUCGCCUGCCCAGUGAUGGGAGUGAUUUGUGUGUGCAGAUUCGGGACCAUUCCUUCCAGGAUUUUCCAAGUGUAGAUUAUGAUAUACAGUGGACCCCCGCUUAACGAACACCUCCCAAUGAGACCAAUUAUGUAAGUGUAUUUAAGUAAGUGCGUUUGGGCGUGUAUGUUUGGGGGUCUGAAAUGGACUAAUCUACUUCAUAAUAUUUCUUAUGGGAACAAAUUCGGUUAGUACUGGCACCUGAACAUACUUCUGGAAUGAAAAAAUAUCGUUAACCGGGGGUCCACUGUAUCUCUCCUGCAUUCCAGCGAGUACAAGUCAGGUGCUUCCAAGCGUUCCCAGUAGUUAAGGUGCUUGACAGAACUUAUACGUGCAGUAAAGGAUCUCUGUACACUCUCUAGAUCUGCAAUUUUACCUGCUUUGAAUGGAGAUGUUACUGUACAGCAGUAUUCCAGCCUUGAGAGAACAAGUGAUUUGAAAAGGAUCAUCAUUGGCUUGGCAUCUCUCGCUUUGAACAUUAUCAUUAUCCAUCCUGUCAUUUUCUUUGCACUUGUGAUCGUGGCACUGUUGUGAUCCUUGAAAGUGAGAUCCUCAGACAUUACUACUACCAGGUCCCUUACAUUAUUUUUCUGCUCUAUUGUAUGGCCAGAGUUUGUAGUAUACUCUGUUCUAGUUAUUAUCUCCUCCAGUUUUCCAUAACGGAGUAGGUGGAAUUUGUCUUCAUUGAACAUCAUAUUGUUUUCCGUUGCCCACUGGAAAACUUUUCUUUAUAUCUUCUUGGAGGUUAACCGCGUCCUCAGCAGAUGACAGCCUCAUGCAGAUCCUAGUAUCAUCCACAAAGGAUGAUAUGGUGCUGUGAUGUAUAUAUCUGUCUAUGUCUGAUAUGAGGAUGAGGAAUAAGAUGGGGGCGAGUACUGUGCCUUGUGGAACAGAGCUCUUCACUAUAGCAGCCUCCAAUUUAACUCUGUUGACCACUACUCUUUGUGUUCGAUUUGUUAGAAAGUUGAAGAUCCAUCUCCCCACUUUCCCAGUUAUUCCUUUAGCACGUAUUUUGUGCACUAUUACGCCAUGAUCGCAUUUGUCAAACGCUUUUGCAAAGUCUGUGUAUAUUACAUCUGCAUUCUGAUUUUCUUCCAGUGCAUCCAAGGCCAUAUCAUAGUGAUCCAGUAGUUGUGAGUGGCAGGAGUGACCUGCCCUGAACCCAUGUUGCCCUGGAUUGUGCAGAUUCUGGGAAUCCAGGUGAUUUGCAAUCCUGCUUCUUAGCACUCUUUCAAAGAUUUUUAUGAUGUGGGAUGUCAGAGCUAUUGGUCUAUAGUUCUUAGCUAAUGCUUUGCUGCCACCUUUAUGGAGUGGGGCUAUAUCUGUUGUUUUAAGUGACUGUGGAAUUUCACCCAUGUCCAAGCUCCUCCUCCAUAGUGUACUUAGGGCACGCGAGAGGGGUUUCUUGCAGUUUUUAAUGAAUACAGAGUUCCACAAGUCUGGGCCCAGGGCUGAGUGCAUGGGCAUGUUGUCAAUGGCUUUUUCGAAGUCUAUCGGAGUUAGAGUAAUGUCGGAAAUCUGGCAUACAUUUAUGGAGUUAUGAGGCUCAGUCAUGAAGAAAUCAUUUGGGUCGUCGAUCCUCAGACUGAUUAGUGGCUCAUUAAACACAGAGUCAUACUGGGAUUUCAGUAUUUCACUCAUUUCCUUGUCAUCUGUGUAAGUCCCAUCCUGUCUGAGUAAGGGCUUGAUACUAGAUGUGGUAUUUGCCUUGUUUUUGGCAUAAGAAAAAAAAUAUUUUGAAUUUCUUUCAAUUUCACUAAUAGCUUUAAGCUCCUCCUGUCUCUCCUGGUUCCUGUAAGAGUCAUUUAACUUAAGUUCGAUAGUUUCCACUUCCCUGGUCAGCUCCUCCUUUCGUGUAUCAGAUAUUCUAGCACUCCUGAGAAGCUCAGUGACUCUUCGUCGUCUUCUGUGGAGGGAGCGUCUUUCUCUCUCCAGUUUACUCCUGCUCUUCUUCUUUCUUAGGGGAAUAUGCCUAGAACAUGCUUCAGCUGCCAGGAAAUUGAUCCUUUCAAGGCACUGGUUUGGAUCCAUGUCAUUUAAGAUAUCUUCCCAACAUGUUUCAUUUAGGACAUGGUUCACCUGGUCUCAGUUGAUGUUCUUGUUGUUGAAGUUGUAUUUUGUGAAGACACCUUCACAGGUACAUGCAUUCUGCUGAUCAGGACCCCUAUGCAUAUAUGUCUGGACUUCGAUUAGGUUGUGAUCAGAAUUAGUUGUUUUUUAUAUUCUUAUGUCUCUUAUCAGGUCCUCAUUAUUUGUGAAGAUAAAGUCAAGUGUGUUUUCUAGUCUUGUUGGCUCCACUGUCUGCUGGCUUAAGGUGUGUUCCUCGCAGAGACUUAGUAGCUCAUGUGUGUGUGACCUUUCAUCUGUGCUACCUCCAGGGAUCGUUUCAGCUAUUACAUUAUUCACUACAUUCUUUCAUUUUGUAUGCUUUAGGUUGAAAUCACCAAGCAGUAAGAUGUUUGGGGAUGGAGCUAGAUGGUUUUUCAGACAGUAACCAAUUUUCAGUAGCUGUUCCUUGAACUGUUGGGAGGUUGCAUCUGGUGGCUUAUAUAUAACCACAAUGACUAGGUUUUGGUUCUCGAUCUUUAUUGAUAGAACUUCAACUACCUCAUUUGUGGUGUUCAGCAACUCUGUGCAGAUGAGGGACUCUUUGACACACAGGCCAACCCCCCCCCCCUUGUUGCCUGUUCUUUCUGUCGCAUCUAAAAAGGUUGUAACCACUUAUCCAUAUUUCACUGUCAAAGUGAUCUUUUGUGUGAGUCUCUGUGAAGGCUGCAAACAUUGCAUUAGACUCCUCUAGAAGUCCACUGAUAAAAGGUAUUUUGUCAUUGGUGGAUGGCUUAAGGCCCUGUAUAUUAGCAAAUAUGAACGAGGUUGUAUUCUGUCCAAACCAUACCCCCGGCCGGGAUUGAA
Messenger RNA from Cherax quadricarinatus, 5718 nucleotides. The record is from RefSeq and is a predicted model, not a curated record. NCBI's taxonomy places the organism in Eukaryota, Metazoa, Arthropoda, Malacostraca, Decapoda, Parastacidae.